AUGGCGGGUGGACAGCCGAUUGAGGUACCACCCACGCCAGCGGCUACGCGGCCGUCGGAGCCAGACUAUUUCUCGCAAGCUGGUUCCUCUACAAACGCUUCCAACCUACCCUCAGCGGAAAUGGCACCACAUCCGUGGGCACAGAUGUUUGGACCAUCUGCCUUGCCUACAACGGCUGCUAUGCCUCCCGCAGAGGAUCUGCAACCACUCAAGCCAUCUAUACGUCCUAUGGGCAUUCCACCUGUUGCCUACAAUCGUGCAUCGACCCUGCCGAAUAUAUCCAGUCCGUCGGAAGGGUCUGUGCAUUCGAAAUUCAAACCCAUCGAUCCACCUGUGCUUCUCCAGUUGCUGGAAGGGAAGGCCCCUGUAGGCUACCUGACGCCCAAGCAUGUGCUUAUUGUCGAUAUUAGACCUCCUACGGCCUAUGCACGAGCACAUCUUCGUACGAGUAUCAACCUCAGUGCCCCCACAACACUACUGCGCCGGUCUGACUUCAGCAUUCAGCGCUUGGAAACCGAGGUUGUUGAGGAAGGAUCGGUGCGCGAUACCUUCUGCCAAUGGCACUUGUAUAAGCACGGCGAGGCUGCCAAGUCGAGUUGGAUUGUGGUGUUGGAUGUCGAUUCGAACAAGACCACGGCCAAUGCGCGUUCUACAACAGGCGGCGGCGGUGCCUCACUCCUUGGCUUGCUACGCAAAUUUGAGCAAGACGGCUAUGAAGGUUCGCUCUGCUGGCUUCGUGGCGGAUUCCAAGCCAUGUCACGUUGUGUGGCGGCACAACCUUGGGUCGAGAAAGGUGCGCAUAUUCCCUCUCUAGCGACAACUUCUGCUCCUGCUACUCGUCGCACAUUGGGGCUAUCGAUGGACGCAUUCUCUCGCAGUACUGUGUCGUACCUGCACCAGGGCGUUAACAAUCAGUCGUUUGCUAUGAAUCCCUUCUUUGACAAUAUCCGCCAGAACCUUGAGUUGUCAUGUGGUAUCACUGAUGUCGUUCCUUUGCCCAUGGACUUGCGUGACGAAGACAUGAAACGCCUUCCUCGCUUCCUGCGUACCUUGGCCAAGAUGGACGACAAAACGCGUGCCAAUCAUCUUGCCGAGCACUUCUUUUCGGUGGAAAAGUCUGAGCAGCAGCGAUUGCAGCAGAUUAUGCAGCGACACUCUGCCGAGUCUGUGUUGGGCAAAUUUAAACCGGCAUCGCCCAGCGUGACUACGUCACUCUCACGUAGGGCGGCCUACCCCUACCUAUCAGAAGAAAAGGAUGUGUCGCAAGAGUCGUUCCCUCUGAGCAUUUCAGCAGCACUCGAACGUGGUACACAUCAUCGCUAUCGAAACUUUUGGACCUACGAGCAUGGCCGUGUAAAGCUUUUGCGUCCUCCUCAUGAUGACAGCUAUAUCAACGCGUCGUACAUCAACCCUCUUCGUUUUGUUGGUAUGCACCGCGUAUACAUUGCCACGCAGGCGCCUCUUCCGAAUACGUUCAGUGCAUUUUGGAGUGUUGUUUGGGAGAACAAAAUCCAAACUAUUAUCAUGGCUGCGCUGGAGUAUGAAUCAGGGCGGCAAAAGUGCGAUGUGUACUGGGAGAAUGGCUCAGCCGGCCCUUUCUUCGUUACGUUGGAGAAGGAGGAGACGCUAAACCAGAAAGAGCUGCAAGCGGGCAGCUGCGAAGAAAAAGUGGUCAUUUGCCGGACCCUUGCUCUUCGCGAUACACGUGAGCCUGACGAGCCGACGCGUACUGUGACACAAUACCAAUUCCUCACUUGGCCUGACCAUGGUGUGCCUGAUACGCCUGCAGAGAUUUUGGGCCUGAUUCGGCAUACCCAUACGACGCAGCCAACUCGCACACAUGAUGAUAUACCACCCACUCUUGUCCACUGCUCUGCAGGUAUUGGUCGGACAGGUACUUAUAUCAUGGUUGAUGCCCUAUGUGCAUUCUAUUCCUAUAUUCGCUCUUUGCGUGACCAUGCUGUAAAGACAUCGGCGACUCUCGACCCACAAGAUGCCCUAGCGCUUACAUGUUGGGAGUCCGAAGAGGAUCUUAUCUUUGAUGCAGUCAUGGUUAUGCGCGAGCAACGCAUGAGCAUGAUUGAAACAGUGCGGCAGUACGUCUUUGUGUACAAAGCCGUGGUUGCCGCCUUGUUAGAGACAGACUCUGUACCAUAG
Messenger RNA from Malassezia pachydermatis, 2157 nucleotides. RefSeq names its product protein tyrosine phosphatase. The transcript has a single exon. Bases 1 to 2157 code for a protein of 718 amino acids. Gene Ontology annotation, biological process: protein dephosphorylation. Gene Ontology annotation, molecular function: protein tyrosine phosphatase activity. Lineage: Eukaryota; Fungi; Basidiomycota; Malasseziomycetes; Malasseziales; Malasseziaceae. The record is from RefSeq and is a predicted model, not a curated record.